This is a messenger RNA of Salvia miltiorrhiza (redroot sage), 540 nucleotides long. RefSeq lists its product as uncharacterized. NCBI's taxonomy places the organism in Eukaryota, Viridiplantae, Streptophyta, Magnoliopsida, Lamiales, Lamiaceae. The coding region runs from base 1 to 540 and encodes 179 amino acids. The transcript has 2 exons. The record is from RefSeq and is a predicted model, not a curated record.
AUGGCCGACAUGCAGCAAAACUUUGCCCAGAUGAACGUCAACAAGAACAAUGGAGAGCUGCCCCCACAGAUCGUGGUACCUAACAAUAAGGCACAGGUGAACGCAGUUAACCUAAGGAGUGGCAAAACUUUGCCUGAAGUAGUGCAUAUGCCUGAAGAAGAGUCUGAGCCCACAGACGUUGAAGAAAAGGUGGAUGAGGAGAUAGAGAUGGUGAAACCACCUGCCUCAGAACUAAAGAAGAAGGAUGAUAUGCCCAAAGCCGAAGAGAAAUCAAAGCAUUACGCACUAUGCCCAAAAUGCGCCAAGUUUCUUAAGGAGAUUCGUACCAAGAAGGUUAUGUACACGGAUGAUGCGAAGUUCCAUGUGGGAGAGCAGGUGUCGGCUGUACUCAAGAGGGAUAUGUCCACAAAGUGCGAAGAUCCGAGGAUGUUCUGCAUACCAUGCAUCAUUGGAGACACAAGGAUCGAGCAAGCUAUGCAGGACCUAGGCGCAUCAAUCAAUGUUAUGCCUUUGACCAUAUACCAGGAGCUGAAGAUAUGA